AAAAAUUAAAUGCGAAAAGUCCAAGCAAAACUCAAACUACAGGAAUUAAGAAAAUACUACAAGUUUGAGAAAGUUAAAGCAAUCUUGUCGUGACUCAACUUAUUUUGUUGGCCGCAAUGAAGCUUGUGUGCGAAAUGGUUUUGUUUUUCUACCAAUUCGCAAAUAUGUGGAUGAAAUUGUGAAAAUUGUUUGGCCAUAAUUUUCCGCAAAUUGCGAUUGAAGGGGUCGAUGGCAAAUCAGUGAGAGCCAAAUUUGAAUCGCAGCUAGCUCCCCUUGUUGGCGACUCAGCGAAUUAAUGUCCUCGGGCGAGUGAAAUGUGUUGUUAACGGAACCCAGCCAAAAGGGUCCUCGGGGCUCCAUUACAAAUAGAUUCAGCCAAGCAAACAACAGCAAAGGCUACUUAAGUGAUAAAUAAUCAUAAAUACAAGUGUAUAAAUAUUCAUUUGUUUGUGUCUGUGCUCGAUAGAAAACAGAUUUCGAACAAUUCUGAGAAAGUUCCCUAAGCCAAAUGACGAAACUCGAAAUUGUGCAAAAUCUUAAUAGUGAUACUACGGCCUGGCCAAAAAUAAAUGCAAAGCCAAAUUGUCAUGAAAUUGGACAAGAGAAACGAGCUUAGCUGUGACUUUGAUUGAAUACGUCCAGGCCUCGACUGCCUCGAGAUAUUAGCUUACAUUGACGGGCAAAUCACAGCUCACAUUGGAUUACAUAAAUAAACUAAGCAAUGAUUUAGACUGCAAUGAGAGUCACAGCCAACGCAACGUCUAUAAUUGACCCAAGGAGUAUUGAAAUAAAUAUAAGCCGAGUGAAGGAAAAUAACAAAGGGACACUGGUCUAUUUAUGCAAUAUUUACUUAACAAUUUGAAGGCGGCCAGGCAGAAGGAGGAAUCUAGCAGCUCUGGCACAUUCAGUCAAUUGAACUGGUGCCUUUAGUCGGGUCUAUUACCAUAGGCUCUGAUGCAGCUGUUGGCUAAAAGCGUGAAUCGAAGCGGAAAGAAGUCUAUUUAAGCAUCGGACAGAGCAAGGGCCCCACAGCCCCAAAACGUCGCGGCUCCACUCUAAUUGCAGAUGAGCGGCGACGGCUGUUGUCGGCUGUCGAAUUGCGCAAACGAAUUGUGCGUGGGACUUGCAAAGAGCAUCUAACUUAAUAGGGAAAUCCUUUGUCUAACUAAGGGCGUCGCAUUCCUAACUGCUCCUAGCCACGCCCCAAACGGCGAGGUCGGCGAGAUGGCGAUAGAGAUAGAAAUGGAGAUGGAGACGGAGAUCGAUACGGAGACGGAGAUGAAGAUGGAGCCACGACCCAGUCAGACCCGUACUCGGUCUCGCUGCGGAUGCCUGCGCCUAGGACUCGCACUACUGUCCUUGAUAUUGACGCAGUCCUUUGACUAUGUUCUGUGCGGCGAGAAAUUGGCUCUUUUAUCGGCCACACUGCGCACAUAUCAGAAGGCGGCCUGUGAUACGGAUCAGGUGGUAAUUGCGUGCCCGCGCGGCACCAGCAUUUCAAUUGAAUUUGCCCAGUACAACAAGUUCGUGGCGAAAGAUGGCUACAGCAUUGAGGAGCUGUGCCCCGUCACCGGCACCGUGAAGCCCGAAAUACGUGGCAAGGCCAAGCACUUGCUGCGUGGCUCCAUCUUCGGAUCCACCACACAAAAGGUGCCCGCGAAUCGCUACGUAAGCAACGGCUACGCCAUUGCCAUGGAAGCUCCAAGUAGCACUAGCGGACCGAAUGGACCGAUUACCGAGUCAUCGGCGGACGAUGCUCAAAAGAGCGAAAGCUCUUCCGAGAACUGCAUGUGGCCAAAUGCUCUUCAGUAUUCGCUGCUGCAGACGGUUGUGGAAGCCUGCCAGAAGAAGAAGCACUGCAAGUUCCACGGCUCCCCGCAGUUCUACGGACUGGGCGCCAGCGGAGUGGGCGACUCGUCCGGCACCAGCAGCUAUCACAGCAGCACGGCCAGCUCGAAUGCAAUCAGCAGCGACCCCUGCCCCAAGCGCCGGAAAAUCGUCGAGAUCGCCUACAAAUGUCGCCCAUAUGAAUUCCGCAGCAAGGUUGCCUGCCACAACGAUGUCGCACAAUUGGAAUGCAACCCGUACUCGCGCAUCGCCGUCUACAGCGCCAGCUUUGGACGUACUGAGUACGAGAGCAUUCAGUGUCCACAGCCGCAAGGGGUCCGUGAGGAGACAUGCCUCGCCUCAUUCGCCACGGAGACUGUGAUGCAAAUUUGCCAUGGCCGAAGGCGGUGCAAUCUGGCCGCGGAUGCGAAUACCUUUGGGACUCCGUGCCAGCCAAACUCGCGAAUGUAUCUGAAGGUUGUUUACACAUGCGUGCCGAAGCAAGUGUUAAAGGAGAGCAACGAGUCUGAGGUGGAGGCUGACGAAACGGAGGACUUCGAGGGCGACAUCAACGACCUGUACGACGAUGAGCUCAUCUACAAGGAGUCAGAGGCUAUACCCAAACUAUACAGCAAUACCACCAAAACAUCACGAGGCAACGCAACUGGCGGCGCGGGACGCGCUGCCAACUCCAAUCCAGAGGGCAUUCACACCGCAACCAACGGCUCGCUGGACGCUGAUGCGGAUGGAAGUGGCGUCAAUCCGGUGAUGACACACAGUGCCGACUUAAGUCUAGAGGAUGACCAGCAGCGACUCUAUUUGUAUCUGUUAAUUGUCGGGCUGGUCGGUGUGCUCUGCUCCAUUGUGAUUGUGGUAGCGCGCCUGUUGCUGCAAAAGCGACGCAUGGCCAGUGACACCCACUCGAACUCCUCCACCAAGGGGGGCACGAGCGGCGGCCUGGGCGAUGAAACGACCAUUCCAAGCGGCUUUAACGACACUAUUUCCGAGAUAGACGCCGACAUUGACCUUACCACUUCGAUACCAUUGCCCAGCGUGUCAAAGAACGAGAACUACAUCACUUACGCGCCGGCCAGCAGCUUGUAUGCCAGUCUAGCGCCCAGCCAGUUGUCCUCCGUUGGCGGACCCUGCGCGGCCCCCGCUUUGAUACCCAAUCCCCUGUUAAUAGGCGCACGCCAGUCACCCGAUCUCAUAGGCAUUGCGCCCAGCACAUAUGUGGCUACCAGCAGUGCGGGCAGCGCAUCUGCAGCACAGGGCCCCAUGACAGGCAUCCUGGCACCGGCCAUUGUAAUUGGCGCGAAUGGCCCUGGCGGCGCUUUGCCUGGUAGCAGUGGCAUUAACACCAUGGUGCCCCUAACGUCACUGGCCCAGUAUACAACGGCGCCCACCAUUCGCGGCGGGUACCUCAUAAAUACGGAGGGCAUGGGUGUUGUUCAGCGACCGGCCAACACGCCGACGCCACCGUCCUCCUUGGCUAGCGGCUCCCCGGCUCAUCCACAGACACAACAGACGCCGACCACCUCGCCUCUGGCGAUGGCAACAUUAAGUCAUCUGCCAGCCGCUGGCACGUCAACGUUGCGUCGCACAAAGCCCGCCGCAGCGGCUAUGUUACAUCCGCAGCUAUCAUAUGACGGCACAGCUCCACGUACACUUUCAACUGGCUUACCGGUGAGCUCACAAUUCUAUUACGGAUGACCAACCACUGCGGACUGCGAGCCUCACGUAUAUACCACGGCCAUCAACGUGACCUCCCCGAACGUCCAGAGUUCUACCAAGCAGAGUGGGUCAGGUGCUCAAGCAGAGUCUCUGGCGACCUCCGAUCCAGACGCAGCUCAUGUGCCGGCAUCCGGACCCUAGCCACAAGCCGACAAUGGGGCAAAAGUACCCUUGGACGCUGCUAGCAUAAACGACAAUACAAAUCUACAGGGGAACGACCUAAGCUCAGAGCCCUCCUCCCAGAGUCGGAAACAACAACAACAACAGGUGUGUACGGAGUAGAUGGCUCUUGGAGUCGCCGCAACAAAUGUUGGCAUCUGUUUUUAAAAUAUAUAUGUAUACAUAAAUGUACUUAAAUGGACGAGCUUCCUGUAACUGUAACUGUAACUGUAAAUUACUAAUGAGUGGAGCGGACAAAUACGCAUACUUGCACAGUCCUAGGUCAGUACACAGUAGGCGCCAUCAAAUAGAAAAUUUAGGCUACCGCAAUUUGUAGGUUAAACAUUUGUCUGCACAGAGCUCUCCAGUGUGUGAGUGGCUGACUGCCUGAGUGAAUGAUAUAUGAUAUAACUACAUACGUGAUUCUAUAUUCAUGUGUAAAUACUUUGUGUACAACUUGAUUUCACUUCCUUAAUUGCUUUUUUCACAACACUUUAAUUAUGCAAUCGUUGUCAUGGCAACCAAAACUAAUUACUCGUUAGUUAGUUGGAGCUCAUAUGAGCAGUCAAGAAACAUAUGCAUUUGUAAUGGUAUUGGCAUUAGCAUUGGCAUUGGCAUCGAAAUUCGCAUUGGCAUCGGCAUCGGCAUCGCCAUCGCCAACAUCAUUAAAUUAUGCGGUUCAACCAUACAAAUGAAAACAAAUUGCGUGAAGCUCAUUUAAUGUUAUCAAUAAUGUAAACGCACGCAUAAAUAAAAGCGCACAAAUGCCAUGAAUACACAGACACAGCGCCAACAAGCCCAAGCACAGCAAAUAUUACAGCACACAUACAUCAAGGAUGCGAAAGGAACAGCAAAACUCCCAAAGUCCUCCUGCAAAGGCUCAACUAAUGGGUUGUCUGUGCUCAGCGCUGGGAGAGGAAGCGAGCUCCAAAUAUGUUCAUACUUCUAUUCAUGUGUAUCUGCGUGCAUGUGUGUGUAUGGGUGUGUGUACUCACACACACCCUCAUAAAUUUCACGAUAUUCCCAUUUCCGUACCAAAAGGAAUCUUCAUAAUUGUCCGCACCUAUGAGAAUGCGACAGCGGGAUGUGUGUUGAACAAGCCAAAAGCAGAGCGAGAGAGAAAGAGAGAGAGAUAUAUAUAUUUUGUACUGUGUGUGUGUUUGUGCUUGCUUAUGAGUGUGUGUGCAUGGAUGUAUGUGCUUUGUUUAGAACGACGAGCCUCAUAAACGCUUUAUUGGGCGGCUUAUCACAGCGAAUAGGUUUGUAGCAAGAGGCGGCAUCAUAACUCAGUCACGCCGUACAACUUGUCGUAUGAGCGAUUUCGGCUGUGUUGUCUGCAUAAUUCAGUGCUGUGUAUUUCGGAUUAAUGCCCUACAAAUGGAUGAGCGUAAUUAAUAUCCGGCUAGGAAUAGCUUUACCUAUGGGGCAUGGGAAACUUCUGGCCAGCGGGCUAAUGAAUUACUCCUGCGUGCCAAGGUCCUUACCUUGGAGGAGGAUGGUCUGACAGCAGUGCCUAACUAGCAAAAUGUGUAUAUAUAUUUAGUUGUGUGCGAGUGUGUUUGAAUGCCUCUGAGUGUGUCUGAAAGUGAAGGGAAAUGGAAAUGCUACUG
Molecule: messenger RNA, 5330 nt
Organism: Drosophila arizonae
Lineage: Eukaryota; Metazoa; Arthropoda; Insecta; Diptera; Drosophilidae
Molecular function (GO): carbohydrate binding
Source: RefSeq, a predicted model, not a curated record